Penicillium verhagenii is the source of this 3036-nucleotide messenger RNA. Its product is annotated as DNA ligase (ATP) DNL4. Gene Ontology annotation, cellular component: DNA ligase IV complex. The record is from RefSeq and is a predicted model, not a curated record. The transcript has 7 exons. Gene Ontology annotation, biological process: double-strand break repair via nonhomologous end joining; DNA recombination; DNA biosynthetic process. Gene Ontology annotation, molecular function: DNA binding; DNA ligase (ATP) activity; ATP binding. The coding region runs from base 1 to 3036 and encodes 1011 amino acids. NCBI's taxonomy places the organism in Eukaryota, Fungi, Ascomycota, Eurotiomycetes, Eurotiales, Aspergillaceae.
AUGUUUCAUAUCACUAUGGAUUACGAUGAGAUUAUGCCUAAUCCUGCUCCAAAUCUGGACGAAGACUUGGAUGAAAAAUACCCAAACCGCCCGCAUAACCGCUCCCCAACACUUCCAUUUAACGAGCUUUACCUGAACCUCUUUGAUGCCCUUGGUCAAAUCAAGAAGAAGCCAGCCGUGUCAAAGCUAGCUCAGAGGAAAGCUGGAUCCAAAUCAGGGAACAAAAAUAGCUUGAAUCCAUUUGAACUCCGACACGAUGUCAUCGCCCGAUUUAUCUCACGAUGGCGCAAAGAAGUGGGCGACGACAUUUACCCGGCCUUCCGGUUAAUUUUACCUGACAAGGACAGGGACCGUCCAAUGUAUGGGAUCAAGGAGAAGGUCAUUGGCAAAAUGCUUGUGAAGAUCAUGAAGAUCACUAAAGAAUCGGAAGAUGGUUACAACCUACUCAACUGGAAGCUGCCCGGUCAAUCUGCCGCAACCCGUAUGGCGGGCGACUUUGCCGGUCGCUGUCAUGACGUUCUUUCCAAGCGGCCUAUGCGAACCGAGCCGGGUGAUAUGUCCAUCGAAGAAGUCAAUGAGAAGCUCGAUCAGCUUUCUGCAGCUUCAAAGGAGGAGGAACAAUCGCAUAUACUGGCUGAGUUUUAUCGACGUAUGAACCCCGAUGAACUCACAUGGCUCAUUCGAAUCAUUCUUCGCCAGAUGAAGGUCGGUGCCACUGAACGCACGUUCUUUAACGUGUGGCACCCGGACGCCGAGAGUCUCUACAGCAUUUCUAGUAGCUUACGGCGUGUUUGUUGGGAGCUUCAUGAUCCCAAUAUUCGACUUGAUGCAGAAGACCGUGGGAUUGGACUGAUGCAGUGCUUCCAACCUCAACUGGCUCAAUUCCAAAUGCAUUCAUUCGAUAAGAUGAUUUCCAGAAUGCGUCCGACAGAGGAAGACCCUGUAUUCUGGAUUGAGGAGAAGAUGGACGGUGAAAGACUGCAACUUCAUAUGGCUCCUGAUGAAUCCAUUCAAGGUGGUCGCAAAUUUGCCUUCUGGUCCCGCAAAGCCAAAGAAUACACCUAUCUCUAUGGCAAUGGACUCUAUGACGAGAAUGGAGCACUGACAAGGCAUCUAAAAGACGCGUUUGUGGAUGGAGUUCAAAGCUUGAUUUUGGAUGGUGAGAUGAUUACCUGGGAUCCAGAGCAAGAUGCUAUGAUCCCAUUCGGAACCCUGAAGACGGCGGCUCUGGCAGAACAGCGCAAUCCAUUUUCGAAUGGACCUCGGCCUCUAUUUCGAGUGUUUGAUAUCCUGCAUCUUAACGGGCGUGAUUUGACUAAAUACACCCUCCGUGACCGUCGAGCCGCACUGCAGAAGACCAUCCAACCUGUCCAUCGACGAUUCGAGAUUCUUCCUUACGAGGAAGCGACCACAGCCGCUGAAAUUGAGACGUCUCUGCGGCGCGUUGUCGCGCAGGCAUCGGAAGGUCUGGUCCUGAAGAAUCCACGAGCGCAAUACCGCUUAAAUGAGCGUCAUGACGACUGGAUGAAAGUUAAGCCCGAGUACAUGACUGAGUUCGGCGAAUCUCUUGACGUAGUGGUCAUAGGAGGUUACUACGGUCAGGGCCACCGUGGAGGCAACCUCGCCAGCUUCUUGUGUGGUUUACGGGUCGACGACAAUAGUUCAUCUCAGGGAGUAAUUCCUCAGAAGUUUUGGUCUUUCUGUAAAGUUGGAGGUGGGUUUACUGCCGCUGACUACCAAGAAGUUCGCCACCACACAGAUGGAAAAUGGCAGAAAUGGGACUCGAAAAAGCCGCCUACCCAGAUCAUAGAGCUGGCUGGUGGAGACGCUCAAUAUGAAAAGCCAGACAUGUGGAUAAGACCAUCUGAAUCGAUCGUGUUGUGCGUCAAGGCGUCUUCUAUAUGCGUGAGUGACGAAUUUCGGAUGGGAUUGACGCUCCGUUUCCCCCGAUUCAAGAAAGUACGCAAGGACAAGAACUGGAAGACCUCGCUAUCCGUACAGGAGUUUCUGGACCUGAAGUCAAAUGUUGAGAAGGAGCAACGAGAAAAAGAGUUUCAAGUGGACAAUUCUCGAAAGCAGAAGCGCGUGAAAAGGACAGCGAAGAAGCCUUUGCAAAUUGCAGGCUACGAUGAAAAAGAGAACGUCAAAUACGCUGGUCCAUCGGGCCAAAUAUUUGAUCAGCUUAACUUCUUUGUCAUGACCGAUGCUAGCAAACCGACAAAGAUGUCCAAAGGUGAACUGGAGCAGCUUAUCAAAGCUAAUGGCGGCAAAGUAUUCCAAACCCACACUGCCGCGGCAGACAUGAUUUGUAUUGCCGAGCGAAGGACGGUGAAAGUGGCAUCGCUACAAAAGCAUGGCGAUAUAAAUCUUGUUAAACCCUCCUGGGUGACGGAUUGUAUCAAGCAAAACGAAAAGGAUGCAGGACUGCCUGACUUUCUGCUUCCAUUUGAGCCAAGACACAUGUUCUUCAUAAUGGAAGACCGAGAUCAUGAGAUUAAAAUCAAUGUCGAUCAGUACUCAGACAGCUAUGCUCGUGACACAAAUGUUGAAGAACUCAAAGAGAUCUUGAACAACAUGGAAAAGGACGAGCAGAGAAGGAACACUCUAGAUUCUCGCACCUCAAAGAAAAUAGAGAAUCUCAUACAGCAUAAGAUCGACUCCGGAUACACGGCACCUUGUGGCUGGCUCUUCCGCCGUUUUACAUUUUUCUUCUUUGUCAAUGGUCAUAAAGAAAACGGCACCCAUAAUAACGAAACCGACAUCGGUGCAGCAGCAAAUGACAUCCGUCUACAACUUGCAUGCAAUACCGCGCUCUUCGGAGGAGCAAGUACCGCCACGUCGGUAGAAAGCUCGGAUAUAACUCAUGUCAUUGUGAAUCCAGAGACCUUGUCUUCCAAAGAGAUCUCUUCCUUGCGAGAGAAUUUAGCUGCACGACCAGGGGAAAAGAUGCCUUAUCUUGUCACCGUAACUUGGCUUGAAGAGAGCUGGGAAAAUGGAACCCUGCUGGAUGAAGAGAGGUUUAAUGUCCCUAGAUGA